Molecule: messenger RNA, 3527 nt
Organism: Oncorhynchus kisutch (coho salmon)
Lineage: Eukaryota; Metazoa; Chordata; Actinopteri; Salmoniformes; Salmonidae
Product: inhibin beta B chain
Exons: 2
Coding region: 245-1408 (387 amino acids)
Cellular component (GO): extracellular region
Molecular function (GO): cytokine activity; hormone activity; growth factor activity
Source: RefSeq, a predicted model, not a curated record
GUAGAUUAACCCAGAUAUGGGGAGCAUCAUCAGGUGUUGAAGUACCACUCCCGCUCUCUUCACCCUUGUCUUCGAGGCAUCCACCUGCAGGAACAAGCACCUGAUGACUGAAAAAACUACUUCAGGAACUUGUGUAAACCAACUCAGGAACAACACAUAUUUCAACAUGUUUUCUUCCAUUUGAUCGAUUAUUUUACCAACGCCUUGUGCCUUUAAAAUACAUAGAGUUCGAGACUCCACCAACAUGCUGUUCUCUUCAUUUUCAACAUUGCCAAUGUAUUUAUUGAUGACGUCUCUGCUGGUGAUGGGCCUGGAGGCUGCGGCCACUGCAGGGACCACUCCGGGCUGCGCGUCCUGCGGCAUGCCGCUAAUGGAGAAGGAUGCGGAGCAGAGGCUCCUGGUUGAAAUCGCCAAGCAGCAGAUCUUGAACAAGCUGCACCUGAAAGAGAGACCAAAUAUCACAUCGACUGUGUCCCGCGCUGCACUUCUCACCGCGCUCCGCAAACUGCACGCGGGACGUGUCAGACCGGACGGAACCAUUGAACUUGAAAACAAGAUCAAGGAAAUCAAAGAUCCGGGAUAUGAAAUAGUGAGCUUCGCAGAAAUGGAUGAGAUGAACACUACUACUGGCGCCCAGCCAGGCCUCACCUUCCAGUUCCAGCAGGAGAGAGACCACAGCAUCCAGGUGCUUCAGUCUGCCCUGUGGCUGUAUGUCCACUCCUCCGACACCCCUAACCGGGGUCCCCGCCCCACCGCCACAGCCCACAUCUAUCUGUCUAGCCCUGGGGAGAGCAGAUCCAACCACACCCUCCUCUUGGAGAAGAUCUUGGAUGUGCAGAAGAGCAACUGGCAUACCUUCCCCAUCACCCACACUUUACAGGCCUUCCUGGACGGGGGCAAGCGGCAGCUACAGCUUGAGGUCACCUGCAAGGAGGCCGGGUUCGAGCCGGGCCAAGGCCAGAACCUGUGUGAGUUGGGUAAGACCAUGGACAUGGCUCAUCAGCCAUUUGUGGUGGCCCAGGUGCGGCUCCGUGACAACUUCAAACACAUCCUCCAGAGGAGGUCCCUGCGUUGCGGGGACAACGUCAGCGUUUGCUGCAAGAAGGACUUCUACGUCAAGUUCAAGGAUAUCCAGUGGCAGGACUGGAUCAUAGCUCCAGAAGGGUACCACAUGAAUCACUGCAUGGGUCAGUGUCCCCAGGCCCUGGCCGGGUCUCCGGGCAUCGCGUCUUCUUUCCACGCCACAGUGUUCAGUCAGCUUAAAGCCAACGGCAUCAAUUCAGCGGUUUCUUCUUGCUGCGUGCCCAUCCAGCGCAAGCCUCUGUCUAUGGUCUACUUCAACUCACAGCACAGCAUUGUCAAGACCGACGUCCCUGAUAUGAUCGUAGAGUCCUGCGGCUGCACGUAAACACACGAAAGAGAAAGACCAGACAUUCAGCUUAUGAUGCUUUUAGUCUGAGAAGACUAGAUUGAAUUUGUUACACACACACACAAACACACACACACACACACACACACACACACACACACACACACACACACACACACACACACACACACACACACACACACACACACACACACACACACACACACACACACACACAGAGAAUAAUUUAAGGUAUCCAUUCUGUCUCUAUCAAUUUGAUAGAGGGAUUUUGCACAGAAAGUGAGAAUGAGACUUCAAUGUCUUGUAACUGGCAGACCUGGUUCAAAUACUAUAUAGGGUAUUUCAAUUACUUUCAAAGACAUUUAGAAGUAAGUAUUUCAAUAUAUAUAUAUAUAUAUAUAUUAUUAAAUCAAAUAUAUAUAUAUUUUUUUCAAGACAUGUAGUUGAAUAUUGUAAUAUAUUUGGAAAUACACUUGGAAAGUAUUUGGAAAUACACUUGGAAAGUAUUGGAAAAUACUUACAUACACUGACUCAAAUACACUCCCAGGCAUUUGAAAAUAGUAUUUGAAAUAAAUAUUUGGAAAUACUUUCAAAUAGUACGUAGGCUAGUUAUGGGAAAUUAUUUGAAUAUACUUUCAAAUAAAACUCAUUCUGUAUUCGAAACGUUCUAGAAAUCCACAGAGCUACAUGCUACACUCUUAGAAAAGGGGGUCCAAAAAGGUUCUUAAUCUGUCCCGAUAGGAGAACCCUUUUUGGUUCCACAUAGAGCCCUUUUUAGGUUCCAGGUAGAACCAUCUGUGGAAACGGUUCCACAUAGAACCAAAAAGUGUUCUCCAAAGGGUUCUCCUAUGGGGACAGCCAAAGAACCAUCUUUUUUUCUAAGAGUGUACAGACUCAUGGAAUCAUACUCAUACGAUUCUGAUUAUGUAUGAAUGUAUGCAACACAAAAUAGGAGACCACCCUGACAGGAGACAUGUCUGAUAUGGAGAGGUUAAAAAUGGUUUUGAUCAGUUAAUCAGUUAGGCAACAACUUGGCUUUGAUGACAUGAACUCAAGGUUAUUACUCAGUUGUGUGAGCAAACAUUUAGCUAUUGCCACAGUGUCAGGCAACCAGAAAGUCCAUCAUAAACACAGGUCAAUGAGCAUGUGCUCCAAAGCACGAUGAAGUCUGCGUUUUCCAAAGUCAAAUGUUUCUCAGGGCUGAUGCAAAUUAUAUGCAAUUCCAUUUAAGCAAAGAAAAUAUGUCUAUAUGUUUGUUUUCUGUUUAGAAUGUUUACACUAUCUGGGUAUAGUGUCUGUGAAUGAUACAUUUGAAGCUGAAGCAUCUUUGCUCCUUUCUUAAUGGUUUGCAUCUUCUGUAUGGUUGGCAGUAGCAGUGUAUACUGUAACUGGAGACUUCUCUACCCUACCCUGCCACUAUGCAGGCACUAUACUGCUCUAGGCCGCAAAAAGACCCCUUAUUACAUUGCAGUAUGAUAUGCUAGCAUGGCCUUCAGGUUCCUACAGCAAGCACUUCCUGGUUACCUGGCUCCUGGAAUAUUAGAACAAUACAACAUUCUAUAAUUCUUCUGGAAGCACUUCCUGUGCUAGAGCUUUGUGUAUGUCACACUGGGGUGCAUAGAAUGUACCAUGAUGCUAACUAAUAUCAUUGAUUUUGAUGCCAAAAAGUGAACUGUUUUUUUAAACAGAAAGCCUCACGUAACAUUCAUGAUCGGCCAUGAUUUCUGCAUGAGCACUUUAUCGGAUUACUGUAUAUUUAUGAGAUUCUGCAACAGGUUGUCCUCCUAAUGCCAUUUUCUAGUUUUGUCACUCAUUCACUGCAUGUGAAACAAUGAUAAAGGCAAAGUGAUAGUUAUUUUCUUUAGCCCUUGCUGUGUGAAUGAAUGUGUGGUCUGUGAUAUAACAGCAAAAUGAUGAACAAAAUUGAGGAAUUACUGUAUACUGUAACUGGAUAUAGAUACCAGCAUUUUGAUUGAAUAUCAAUUCCAGUAGAUUCUAUUGUCUGUUUUAAAUUGCAUUAUAUUUUUUAUUAAUUUAUAAUAAGAAUACGUUAUUAGGAAUUUGUUUAUUGUACUGUAUGCUAUAAUUCCAUUUGAAAAUAUAUUUGAAACUAAACAAAUAAAUAUGUUUGACUUGA